CAAGGGCUGCAGCUUGGCAGAGAAACGGCAUUCCUUCCUCCUCUUCCAUGGUGCAGGCGCUGGAAUUCUACAGCGGAAUAGGCGGCCUUCACUGUGCUCUGACAAGAAGUCACGUCCCCGCAAGUGUUAUCCGUGCAUUUGACUGGGACCAGAACGCGUGCAGGAUAUACGGCAGGAAUUAUGGAGAGGGUAUCGUGCGUCGGGUAGAUAUAUCGACGUUGACAGCAGCAGAUUUAGGCGCUUUGGAUGCAGAACUAUGGCUCCUCUCUCCUGCCUGUCAACCGUAUACAAUGCUCAACCCGAAUGCGAAAGGGGCAGCAGAUCCUCGUGCCAAGUCGUUCUUGCAUCUCGUACAGACUGUCCUUCCAGAGUUGGCCCCAAUGCAAAGGCCGAGCCACUUACUGGUGGAGAAUGUCGCCGGGUUUGAGACUUCAAGCACGCGUCAAGUCCUUCUUGCUACCCUAGCCCGGAUGGAGUACUCUGUGCGGGAGUUUCUGUUAACACCGCUACAGUUUGGGAUACCGAAUUCGCGGUUAAGAUAUUACCUGCUUGCGAGAAGGGAGCCUUGGGCCGGCGGGGUGAAUGAGACCGUUCUGAGAGAGAUACCGGGACGGGUGGCGGGAGACAUCAAGAUGGUGAGGGAUUAUCUUGAUGAUGACGGGGAGGGGUAUGCGGUUUCGGAUAGGGUGCUAACCAAGUGGGGCAGGCUGUUCGACAUCGUCCUGCCUGGAGAUAGAAAGACAUGCUGCUUUACAAGUGGAUACACGCACCUCGUUGAGCGAGCUGGGUCUAUUUUGCAGAUGAACGAAGAGCUAGACACAACCAAGACGUUUGAUGAAUUCCUUCAAACUGCAGACCCAGCUAUUCUACGCCCCCUACGCUUGCGAUAUUUCACGCCCAGCGAGCUGCUUCGUAUAUCUGACUUUGACCCGUCGCUAUUCCAGUGGCCUGAUGAGGUGUCGAGGAAGACGAAAUAUCGGUUGAUAGGGAAUAGCGUGAAUGUGAGGGUUGUAGCAUCGUUAGUAGACCAUCUAUUUGAUUAGUUUCUGAUGGUCUAAUUAGUUAUCUCAAUCGUUUGUCCAUGCUCGCUCAAUGUUGCUAACAAGUCGCUGUCA
Messenger RNA from Guyanagaster necrorhizus, 1115 nucleotides. RefSeq names its product S-adenosyl-L-methionine-dependent methyltransferase. The coding region runs from base 48 to 1043 and encodes 331 amino acids. The transcript is spliced from 6 exons. Gene Ontology annotation, molecular function: methyltransferase activity. Gene Ontology annotation, cellular component: nucleus. NCBI's taxonomy places the organism in Eukaryota, Fungi, Basidiomycota, Agaricomycetes, Agaricales, Physalacriaceae. The record is from RefSeq and is a predicted model, not a curated record.